CACGAGGAUCCAGGUCCUCAAACCAAACAAAACCCGACCUCUUCCCCUCCUCCAUCCUCUCGUUUUGUUCUGUGUUUCCUGAUCCUCAUCCUUCUCUCCGCCCAGACGCGAACUCUCGCUAGCCUGGUCGUCUCGUCUCUUGCAAAUCCGCAUCAUCUCCAAAGCAUCGCCCGCCUUCCCAGCAGCCAUGGCCACGGCUCAGAAGACGGCGGUUCGUCAGUUCUCGACGGGCGCUUCGGCGCACCGUCGUCGACAGAUGAGCACGCUGAUCGAGAAGGAGGGUCACUUUGGCGUCGAGCUCACGACGCUGUACCUGGGUAUCUCGGCCGUUUUUGCCGACGACCACACUGCGGUUGUCGCCAUGGCCAUCCAUGAUACCACCUACCUGAUCGACUUCUCGAUCAAGCAUCUCGUUCUCGAUGAUGCCCUGAAGAUGGGAGAGGAUGUUAUCGCCGACUACGUCAUCACGGCUACAAAGGAGUACGAGAGGGAGAACUUCGCCAAGUUUAUUGGCGCCGGUCUCCCCACGACUCUCAGGUACAUGAGCCCCACUCUGUGCUCUCGCCUUUGGCUUGAGCUUGACGUUGUCCCGAUUGCCAUCCGUCCCGACAAUGAACACAAGGAAAUCACUUUCUGGGAUGUCAAGCGCGUCGAUGAACAGGCCGACUCGAUGGCCCGCAAGUGCAUCAUGCACUUCGGCCCAUCGCUCUCUCCUCUGUUGCAUGUCGGCUUCCGUGGCGUCGUUCAGACCGACGCCGGCUUCAGGGCUCAUCUCAACACUGUACAGAACCACAAGGACACGGCAUCGGCUGCCACUUGGGAGACUAUGCUGCGCUUUGCCAAGCAGCUGCGCGGCAACAAGACCAAGAUUGCCUUCUUCAGCAGCACGCCCCAGGGCGGCGGCGUCGCUCUCAUGCGUCAUGCUCUUGUCCGCUUCGCGCGCCUCGUCGGCGUGGACCUGACGUGGUAUGUCCCCAAGCCGCGUCCUGGUGUCUUCAGGAUCACCAAGAACAUCCACAACAUCCUCCAGGGUGUUAGCCACCCCGAUCAGCGCAUCUCCCAGGAGGAGAAGGACGCCAUCAUCAGCUGGAUCACAGAGAACGCUCAGCGUUACUGGUUCUCGGAGGGUGGCCCUCUGCGCCCUGCUUCGGAGGGUGGUGCCGAUGUUGUCAUCAUUGAUGAUCCGCAAAUGCCUGGCCUGAUCCCCAUGAUCAAGAAGAUCACGCCGGACCGCCCUGUUCUAUACCGGUCGCACAUUCAGAUUCGCAGCGAUCUUGUCGCUAAGGCCGGCUCCCCGCAGGCCGACGUCUGGGACUUCCUCUGGAGCAACAUUCAGGGCGCCGACAUGUUCAUCAGCCACCCCAUCCCCAUCUUCGUGCCCCACAACGUGCCUCGCGAGAAAGUCACGUACUUCCCCGCCACCACAGACUGGCUUGAUGGCCUGAACAAGCCCCUCAGCCGCUGGGAUGCUGGCUACUACGGCCACCUGUACAACGUCGCCGCCCACUCUCAGCGCCAGACCGAGCUUAACUGGCCGGCCCGCAAGUACAUCAUCCAGGUCGCGCGUUUCGACCCGGCCAAGGGCAUUCCCACCGUCAUUGACUCGUAUGCCGAGUUUCGCCGCCGCUGUCCAGAGAACGGAAUCACCGACAUUCCUCAGCUUAUCGUCUGCGGCAACGGCUCGGUCGACGAUCCGGAUGCCUCGAUGAUCUACGACCAGACAAUGACCCAGAUGGAGACGCACUACCCUGACCUGAUUAAGGACGUCAGCAUCAUGCGCCUCGAGCCCAACGACCAGCUGCUCAACACCCUCAUCGCUAAUGCCCAUGUGGUCCUGCAGCUCUCCACUCGUGAGGGUUUCGAGGUCAAGGUGUCCGAGGCGCUCCACGCCGGUCGCCCCGUCAUUGCCACACUGACUGGCGGCAUCCCACUCCAGGUAAAGGACAAUGUCAAUGGCUUCCUGGUCCAGCCCGGCGACUUCAAGGCUGUUGCCGGUCAUCUCAUCAACCUCUUCAAGGAUGAGGAGCUUCACAAGAAGAUGAGCCACGAGGCUGCCACUGGAGUUUCUGACGAGGUCGGUACUGUCGGCAACGCUCUCGGCUGGUUCUAUCUGGCCGCCAAGUGGCAUGAGGACGGCGUCGAGAAGAACGGCAAGGGUGGUCUCCGCGGUGACGAGAAGUGGGUCAACGACAUGGCUCGCGACGAAGCCGGCUUUGCCUACGCUCAGAACGAGAACCGCCUGCCCCGCCACUUUACCCAGAAAAAGUAAAGUAUGAGCAUUGAGAGUCCUUUGUCUACCCGGCAUCAUUCAGCUCUCUUCACUUCGCCUUCCUUUUGUCUCUGAUCUCUUCGGAAUUGUGUGCCGAUGAGGCUAUCACUGCCUUGUUCAUGAUGUUUGCUUUGCGUUGCCUUUUUGUCUGGAAUUUUCAACACGGCUUUUGUGGUGGCGCGUCGUACACAAAAUACGAAGGGAUUUGCUGGAGCUGCCUGUGCUCCUGCUAAUGAUUUUCUUUGUCAUUUUCCUUUUUUUCGCGAUGCCUUUUCUCUUCCCACCAAAAGUUGACUUUUCCAUUCUUUCUAUUUUCCACUGGCGCACCUCUGGUAAACUACCACAACGUCUUUCUGUGGUCUACCUCCCAGGUAGUCGCCAUAGAUUAGUUGGGAUGGGACAUUUCCGUCACUUGACCAUCUUCUGUCCGCUGUCUUCUCUAUCUGUUUACUAUUGCCUGAUGUUUCGAAUCUCGCCGUUUACGGUUUUAUUGUUUAUGGUUUCAUUCCUUUUCUUGCAUGGUGCCGUUUUGGCACGAUGGAGGUAAAAGUCAGCUGCGGUGUAGAAUGGUUCUAGCUAGAUCCCUUUCUCAUACAGAUGCUUAGAGAAUAAACCAGAAUUCUUGUUGAAA
Molecule: messenger RNA, 2900 nt
Organism: Gaeumannomyces tritici R3-111a-1
Lineage: Eukaryota; Fungi; Ascomycota; Sordariomycetes; Magnaporthales; Magnaporthaceae
Product: clock-controlled-9 protein
Exons: 4
Coding region: 188-2269 (693 amino acids)
Molecular function (GO): glycosyltransferase activity
Source: RefSeq, a predicted model, not a curated record